CCGGAAGUCUGCUCGGCUGGAGAGAAACAAGGCUUGCUGGGGGUGCUGCCGGUCACUUCUUGGGCCCGCCCCUUGCCUGAAGAUGAGGUUGUCAUGAUAUUGCUGCCGCCUCUACUAUUCUUCAGCUUUUGUUAGCAGUUUUUGUGUGUUUGCAAACUCUACUGACGAAUUAUCAGGAAUUGAAAUGAGCUAGAAAGAGAAGUGGAAAUAUUUCUCCUUAUUUGCGGCUUGAGUGUCCAAGUCUGCAAAAUGAACGACAGUGGCAAAUCUGCUGAAAAGAACACAGAGGAGGAGCCAAAAGAUUAUAAGGACUUUGCUGAGAGCUUUAAUCAGCUUGAGUUGUUGGAAACCCACAGACAUCUAAUCCCCACUGGAACACAAAGUCUUUGGUCUGGAGACUCCGAUGAGGAAGAUCAGGAAGAAAAAACAGAGGAAUGGUACCAAGCUCAAGAGAAAAAGCUAGAAAGCAACCCAGACAAACUUCUGCUUUGGGCAGCUGAAAAAAAUAGGCUUAACACGGUACAAAGGCUCUUGUCUCAAAAUCUUGUUCCAGUAAAUGUCCAAGAUGAAGACCAAUAUACCCCUCUCCACCGUGCUGCCUAUAGUGGACACUUAGAAGUUGUACGAGAGCUGAUUGCCCGCGGCGCAGAUGUUCAUGCAUUGACAGUGGAUAGCUGGACCCCACUGCACAGUGCCUGUAAGUGGAACAACACAAAGAUAGCCUCGUUCUUGCUUCAGCAUGGUGCGGAUAUCAAUGCUCAGACCAAUGGCUUGCUGACUCCCCUGCACCUUGCAGCAGGAAACAGGGAGAGCAAGGAAACCCUUGAACUCUUGCUCAUGAAUCGCUAUUUGAAGCCAAACCUCAAAAACAACUUGGACGAAACGGGAUACGAUAUCGCUCGAAGGACUGAUAUAUAUCACUAUCUGUUUGAAAUUGUUGAAAAUUGCACAAAUUCUGUGUCAGAUUCUUAGGAAUUGUGAACAUUUGAAUGUUGAAACUGGGCCUUGGUAAAAAAAAAUUA
This is a messenger RNA of Elgaria multicarinata webbii, 1022 nucleotides long. Its product is annotated as ankyrin repeat domain-containing protein 49-like. Bases 250 to 972 code for a protein of 240 amino acids. Gene Ontology annotation, biological process: positive regulation of DNA-templated transcription. The transcript has 3 exons. Gene Ontology annotation, molecular function: protein binding. NCBI's taxonomy places the organism in Eukaryota, Metazoa, Chordata, Lepidosauria, Squamata, Anguidae. The record is from RefSeq and is a predicted model, not a curated record.